Molecule: messenger RNA, 1289 nt
Organism: Pipistrellus kuhlii (Kuhl's pipistrelle)
Lineage: Eukaryota; Metazoa; Chordata; Mammalia; Chiroptera; Vespertilionidae
Product: B-lymphocyte antigen CD20
Exons: 7
Coding region: 210-1103 (297 amino acids)
Biological process (GO): cell surface receptor signaling pathway
Cellular component (GO): external side of plasma membrane; plasma membrane
Source: RefSeq, a predicted model, not a curated record
GUAUUAAACCAAAGUAAUUGGGGUGAUGUCCAAGGUAGCAGAAGCCACUGAUUUCCUGUCACCUGGUAUCUAUAAGCAAUCCUAGGUCUGGCCUAUCUCAUUCACCCCUGCGCACUUGAGAAAGUAGCAGUCAAGUGAACUCAGCAGCAAGCAUCAAAAUCAGCCCUUGAGCUCUAAGGUCUUGGAGACUCAGGAUUUUUGAGGGUGAAAUGACAACACCCAGAAAUUCAAUGAGUGGAGCUUUCCCAGCAGAUCCUAUGAAAGGCCCUAUUGCCAUGCAACCUGUUAAAACCAUUACCAGGAAGGUAUCUCCUGUGGUUGGCCCCACACAAAGCUUCUUCAUGAGGGAAUCCAAGGCUUUGGGGGCUGUCCAGAUUAUGAAUGGGCUCUUCCACAUUGCUCUUGGUGGUCUCAUGAUAAUCCACCUGGAGGUCUAUGUACCUUUCUGUGUAACUGUGUGGUACCCUCUCUGGGGAGGCAUUAUGUACAUCAUUUCUGGGUCACUCCUGGCAGCAGCCAAGACAAACUCCAGGAGAAGUUUGGUUCAAGGGAAAAUGAUAAUGAACUCAAUGAGCCUCUUUGCUGCCAUUUCUGGGAUAAUUAUUUUGAUCAUGGACAUAUUUAAUAUUACAGUUUCCCAUUUUUUUAAAAUGAAGAGUCUAAACUUUAUAAAAGCUUCUGUGCCAUAUAUUAACAUACACAACUGUGAACCAGCUAACCCUGCUGAGAAAAACUCUUUAUAUGUACAAUAUUGUUACAGAGUUCGAUCCGUGUUCUUGAGCCUUUACGCAGUGAUGCUGAUCUUUGCCUUCUUCCAGAAACUUGUGACAGCUGGCACUGUUGAGAAUGAAUGGAAAAAACUUUGCUCCAGACCCAAAGCUGACGUAGUUCUUCUCCUGUCAGCUGAAGAAAAAAAAGAAAAGGCAAUUGAAAUAAAAGAAGAUGUGGUGGAGUUGACUGAAAUAUCUGCCCAACCAAAAAAUGAAGAAGACAUUGAAAUUAUUCCAGUCCAAGAAGAAGAAGAAGAAGAAACAGAAGUAAACUUUCCAGAACCUCCCCAGGACCAGGAAUCCUCACCAAUAGAAGAUGAUAGUGUCCCUUAAACUUCAUUUUUAUUUUUGUUUUCUGUUUCCUUUUUCUAAGCAUUAGUGUUCAUAGCUUCCAAGAGAUAUUUCCCCCCAUUUCUCUGCAUGUAUCUCCACAUAUCUCUCUGGUCUUUACAUGGAGUGACCAUAGAGUGUGCAAUCCCCCCCACCUCUCUCUCUCUUUCUCUCUCUCUCUGUCUCUCU